CACCACUUGUCACGUAUAUUUAGCUCAGCACGGAGUAUUCUACAGAAGUCAUCCCAAUUAAAUAUUACCAUACCCUCCCUUCCUCGCUUAUUUCGCCGUCCUGCUUUUGACCAGUUCAUCUCUUCGCUUCUCAGCUGUCAUUGGCCUGCUUUUUCACUAUCAUUGAUUGAUAUUCAUGCUGAAUUGGUGAUCAUGGCACAACCAGACAAGAAUCGAUUUGGCAAGAUGCUGAGAUCGUCCGCAUCUGGCACGGCGUUCCUAAUCAUGAUCCAGUUAACCUCGAGGAUUAUUACCUUCAUUGCGAACCAACUAAUUUUGCGCAAGUUGUCUCCAGCAAUUGUUGGAAUUGCGGCUCAACUGGAGCUUUAUCUGACCACGAUACUGUAUUUCUCAAGGGAGAGCAUCCGGGUAGCAAUCCAAAGACAACCUUCAAGGGCCGUGGUCGACAAAGCGGAACAUUCUGGCAACCGUGAAGUAGGGACUGGGAAUUCUACAGCAUCCCAGUCGGUGGUGAACAUUUCUUACUUGAGCUUCGCCAUGGGACUUCCCAUGACAAUGGCGCUCGCUAUGUUCUAUGUGCAUUUUGCCUCAGAAAAGGUUUCUGAAACGCCAUACUAUCACACCAGCGUGGUAAUUACUGGUGUCGCAUCACUCCUAGAACUUGGGGUUGAACCUUUCUUUGCUGUGGUGCAACAACACAUGUUAUACGAAAAGCGUGCUCUUGUUGAAAUGCCCGCAGCAUUUGUGAAAAGUGUGGUUGUUUGCAGCACCUUUAUAUGGGCAUCCAAAACCAGCUUCAAUGUUGGUAUCUUUCCAUUUGCAUUAGGGCAUCUAUGCCAUUCUCUCGUUCUCAUUGGUGGCUACGCUGCCACCAUGCCUAGCACAGCGAGGAAAGGGGGAUUCUCGUUCCUUCCCAUGCGUAUAAAAUCCAGUAAGCGGUCUAGGUAUCUGGCUGGCAGAUUCUCAUAUCAGUUGAUCUCACUGUCUGCAAACGUCUUUGUGCAAUCAGCAGUCAAGCAUAUUCUUACUCAGGGUGAUUCGAUGAUACUUGCAGCCAUGUCGAGCUUAGAGGACCAGGGAAUAUAUUCUCUUGCCUCGAACUACGGCGGUCUUGUUGCUCGCAUAAUCUUCCAACCAAUCGAAGAGAGCAGUCGAACACUCUUUGCAUCGCUUCUCAAUCCUGGGGAAGUUAGUGCACCUGAUCCUAGCGGUCUUAAUGUCGCGAAGAACCAUUUGGUAGGCAUAUUGCGCGCAUACGGGCUUCUAUCGGUCAUUGUUUUCCCAUUGACCCCGUCUUUGGUGCCUCGUGUUCUCCACCUGUUGGGUGGGCACCGAUGGACCUCGAAACAAGUUGAUCGUUUGCUUAUGAUGUAUUGCUACUAUAUACCAUUUUUAGCAUUUAAUGGUAUCACAGAAGCAUUUGUGUCAUCUACAGCUAGUCCUUUGGAGUUGCGGAAGCAAACAGGUUGGAUGGGGGCAUUCUCAGCAUCGUUCAUAUUGGCAGCUUACAUUUUCCUAAAAAUCUGCAAUAUGGGAGCUCAAGGAUUGGUGUGGGCUAACAUCGUGAACAUGGCAGUCCGCACGGUAUGGAGCUAUGUUUUCAUAGAUUCAUACUUGCGUCGGCACCAGAAUGGGCUUGCCUUGGCCGAAUUUAGCCCGCGCCUUUGCACCCAAGUUGCUGGAAUUCUAGCGACAUCUAUUAUGGUCUCUAACCCAGGAAGCCCUAACGACAAUUUCCACGAUAUUAUCAGGGCAAUUGCAUUAAAUGCCACCUAUGUCAUUCUUGUGUUGUAUCUGGAGAGAGCAUACUUUUUGCAACUAUGUACAAAAGCUUGCCACAUGGCAAAAUCAAAGUUUCCAACAAGAAACAACAAUAAAAACAUAAUGAAGAAUUAAUCAUCAAACACAAUUUUGGUCGCUGAUUUGUUAUUAUCAACGUCUUUGAAAAAGGCACCAUAUGCGCCAUGCUGCUUCUUCUUGACGGUUGUCCCGAACUUAAGAAGGUCUUCUGGAACAUCCUGCUUCGCAGCCCGUAGGACAUUAAUUAACCUACAUACGUCAGUAAAAUAUAUCCAAUUCAUCAGAUAAAGCCAUAGGGCUGAAAUGGAUAUCAUUUUCACUUACCCGCCAGAUUGUGCUUUGUCAGUUUCGGUGAACAAUGUUAUUGCGUGACCCUCGGCUCCAGCUCGUCCCGUCC
Molecule: messenger RNA, 2197 nt
Organism: Aspergillus glaucus CBS 516.65
Lineage: Eukaryota; Fungi; Ascomycota; Eurotiomycetes; Eurotiales; Aspergillaceae
Product: oligosaccharide translocation protein RFT1
Exons: 3
Coding region: 193-1896 (567 amino acids)
Biological process (GO): glycolipid translocation; dolichol-linked oligosaccharide biosynthetic process
Cellular component (GO): endoplasmic reticulum membrane
Source: RefSeq, a predicted model, not a curated record